Trichoderma reesei QM6a is the source of this 1293-nucleotide messenger RNA. RefSeq lists its product as uncharacterized. The record is from RefSeq and is a predicted model, not a curated record. The transcript is spliced from 4 exons. The coding region runs from base 1 to 1293 and encodes 430 amino acids. Lineage: Eukaryota; Fungi; Ascomycota; Sordariomycetes; Hypocreales; Hypocreaceae.
AUGCAUCCUGAGACCCCUCCGCGCCUUAACCCUCUUCUUCCUGUCCUUGAGCAAUACUCCCCUGCUGAGAUCGAGGUGAUCCCGAUCUCUUCUUCCCCAACCCUGCCCCCAGAACCUGUGGAGGAGCACUUCAUCGAGAAUGUCAUCUUCACGCUCGAGACCACUCCCGAACCCCAUCCCCAGAAUAUCCAAGACGACUACGUCGAGAUAUUCGGCGAGACCACUCAACACGCCGUUCUUCAGAACAACCCGUUUCGCCAGGUGGAAAUCGGUGGCCUGCUAGAGGAGGCCAUACGACGCUUCCUUCAUCGUCCCUCCACGACUAACAAUACUCUUCUCCAGCUCAUGGAUUUUCUCGGCGACAAUCCGGCCUAUUUCCCGCCGGGCGACCUCAUUCCCCGGGAGUUCCUGGAUGACAAGAUCCGCUUCAUACAGAGUAUCCUGCGUGACUUGUCGGAGGAAUUCGGCCCGCAGGAGUUCAACGUCCUGCAGUUUGUGUACUUUUGCAUGAUGCCCGCGGACAGGGUGCACCAGAUCAGUGCCGAAGACUGGGAUCAGAAUGAGUUCUACAAGGACAUGACUGCAGAGGUGGCGGGUUACCUUUCGUUCAUGGAUCCUGUUGAAAAGGAACUGGCUCUCGCCCGCGAUGGUCAAGUGUGCAUUCUCACGGGAGCUGCCGACCCCAAGGCCUGCCGCAUCCUCCCCUUUGCCACCACCGUCAAUCAGCACAACGCCAAGUCCUCCUGGGCCUUUUGGUUCACCCUGAAUGACUUUCUGGACGAGCAGACCCGCGCAGGUUAUGACUACCUGCUUCUCAAGGCGGGCGGUUCCGACAAGAGCUGGAACAUGCUCAGCCUGACGCCAGCUCUGGGAUCUCUCUGGAAGCAGGGCCACUUUGCGUUUCGAUGCGUCCGCAUCACCCCCUUGGACGACGACGACAAGGCCGUCAUCCGGCUCCAGUUCCACUGGAUGCCGCGCAACGACGUCAACCCCGAGGCCGUCGCCACGAUCACCAAGGAGAGCAUCCUGGAGCUGCUGCACGACACCUCUGGUCUCGACGGCCCCAGCGGUGCGGACGCCCGGCGCACGACGGGCCGUCGCCUUGAGAACGGUCACACAUUUGGCCUGACCAUGACGAUGGCUGAGGCCGUCCGCAUGAAGACUGCCAUUGACAUCCAGUGGGCCGCCAUUCGACUGGCUGCCAUCUCGGGCCUGGCUCGCACUUGGGAUGCUGGCAAUGAGGACGUCGAUCUGGAGUCCUUUUAUGCGGACAAUAUCCCUCUCACCAACUGA